AUGGACUCUGAAGAAACAAUAAACCUGGCAGUGAAGUAUGCCAAAGAGGCCGUUGUGGAAGAUGAAAAGAAGAAUUAUAAGGAAGCACUAAAUUUAUAUAUCCAAAGUUUACAGUACUUUAAUUUUUUUUGUAAAUAUGAAAAGAAUUCCAAUAUAAGAGAUUUAAUUUUGAAGAAAAUGGAAGUAUAUAUGACAAGAGCAGAAAAUUUAAAAGAAAUGUUAAAUAAAAAAGAUAGUAUAGAAAAUAAAGAAAAAAUUACAAACACAGAAGAAACAAAAGAAAAUAUGAAGAAACAAAUAAAACAAUUUAUAUUAAAUAAAAAUGAUAAUAUUAAAUGGUCAGAUGUAUGUGGAUUAGAAACUGCUAAAGAAGUAUUAAAAGAAGCAAUUAUUUUCCCAUUAAAAUUUCCAAAAUUAUUUAAUUCAUCUACUCUGCCUUAUAAAGGUAUUUUAUUAUAUGGUCCACCUGGUACAGGCAAAACAUUCCUUGCAUUAGCUUGUUCAAAUGAAUGCAAUAUGAAUUUUUUUAAUGUAUCUUCAUCAGAUUUAGUUAGUAAAUAUCAAGGAGAAAGUGAAAAAUAUAUUAAAUGUUUAUUCGAAACUGCUAAGGAACAUUCUCCUGCUAUUAUUUUUAUUGAUGAAAUUGAUUCCUUGUGUGGAUCAAGAACUGACGGAGAAAAUGAAUCAACCAGAAGAAUAAAAACUGAAUUUUUAAUUAAUAUGAGUGGACUUACAAAUUAUAAAAAUAAUAUCAUUGUUAUGGGUGCAACUAAUACACCUUGGUCCUUAGAUAGUGGAUUUAGAAGGAGAUUUGAAAAAAGAAUUUAUAUACCCCUUCCAAAUAUUUAUGCAAGAAUAAAAAUAUUUGAAAAAUAUAUUAAUCAAAAUGAAAAUAAUAAUAUAUCAAAAGAAGAUAUAAAACAAUUCGCUACACUAACUGAAAAUUAUACAGGUGCUGAUAUUGAUAUUCUUUGUAGAGACGCUGUCUAUAUGCCAGUAAAAAAAUGUCUUCUUUCCAAAUUUUUUAAACAGGUUAAAAAGAAUAAUAAAAUAUGCUAUACUCCUUGUUCACCUGGAGAUUCAGAUCCUACUAAAGUCGAAAAAAAUGUCAUGUCUUUAAGUGAAAAUGAAUUAUCAUUACCUCCAUUGACUAUACAAGAUUUUAAAACGGCUAUAUCAAAUGUUAAACCGUCAUUAUCAGUAGAUGAUAUUAAAAAAUAUGAAGAAUGGACUCAACAAUAUGGAAUGAACGGUACAUAA
This is a messenger RNA of Plasmodium adleri (nom. inval.), 1260 nucleotides long. RefSeq names its product vacuolar protein sorting-associated protein 4. The transcript has a single exon. Gene Ontology annotation, molecular function: ATP binding; ATP hydrolysis activity. Lineage: Eukaryota; Apicomplexa; Aconoidasida; Haemosporida; Plasmodiidae. Gene Ontology annotation, biological process: endosomal transport; vacuole organization. The record is from RefSeq and is a predicted model, not a curated record. The coding region runs from base 1 to 1260 and encodes 419 amino acids.